ACGCCCCGCCCCAUCCAGAGCCACCACCCCGGGCUCCCGGCCGCGCGCAGCUGGCCAAGCGGGGUUUGCAUUUCCUCACUGCUUUGUCUUGAAGAUAGAACCAUGCCAAAGAAAGCAAAGCCUGCAGGGACUGGGAAGGAAGAGGGGCCUGUUCCCUGUAAACAGUUGAAGAUGGAGGCAGCUGGGAGGCCCUCGACUUUAAACUUCAACCACCCCAGCGGUCUCUUUGAAAGUUUAAUCUCGCCCAUCAAGACAGAGACUUUUUUCAAGGAAUUCUGGGAGCAGAAGCCCCUUAUCAUUCAGAGGGAUGAGCCUGCACUGGCCACGUAUUACCAGUCCCUGUUCAAGCUCUCAGAUCUGAAGAGUCUGUGCAGCCGGGGUUCUUUGUACUAUGGAAGAGACAUAAAUGUCUGCCGGUGUGUCAAUGGGAAGAAGAAGGUUUUAAAUAAAGAUGGCAAAGUGCACUUUCUUCAGCUGAGAAAAGAUUUUGAUCAUAAAAGGGCAACAAUUCAGUUUCACCAACCUCAGAGAUUUAAGGAUGAGCUUUGGAAGAUCCAGGAGAAGCUGGAAUGCUACUUUGGCUCCUUGGUUGGCUCGAAUGUGUACAUGACACCCGCUGGAUCUCAGGGCCUGCCACCCCAUUAUGACGACGUUGAGGUUUUCAUCCUGCAGCUGGAGGGGGAGAAACACUGGCGCCUCUACCACCCGACUGUGCCCCUGGCGCGGGAGUACAGCGUGGAGGCCGAGGACAGGAUUGGGAGACCAACACACGAGGUCACGCUGAAGCCUGGUGAUUUGCUGUACUUUCCCAGAGGGACGAUUCAUCAAGCAGACACUCCUCCGGGGCUGGCCCACUCCACUCACGUGACCAUCAGCACCUACCAGAACAAUUCAUGGGGAGAUUUCCUUUUGGACACCAUUUCGGGGCUUGUGUUGGACACCGCAAAGGAGGACAUGGAGUUCCGAGCCGGCAUCCCCCGGCAGCUGCUCCUGCAGGUGGAAACCGCAGCUGUUGCGACAAGAAGAUUAAGUGGCUUUCUGAGGAAGCUCGCAGACCGGCUGGAAGGCAACAACGUGCUGCUUUCAUCAGACAUGAAGAAGGAUUUUGUUAUGAACAGACUCCCACCUUACUAUGAGGGAGAUGGAGCAGAGCUUUCAACACCAGGCGGACAGGUGCCGAGGUUGGACAGCAUAGUGAGGCUGCAGUUUAAAGACCACGUCGUCCUCACGGUGGGGCCGGAUCAGAGUCGCUCUGAUGAAACUCAAGACAAGAUGGUUUACGUCUAUCAUUCUUUAAAGAAUAGGAGAGCGCUACACAUGAUGGGAAAUGAGGAAACAGAGUGUCAUGGACUUCGCUUUCCUUUAUCUCAUGUGGAUGCACUGAAGCAGAUUUGGAAUAGUUCAGCUAUUUCUGUCAAGGACCUGAAACUUACCACAGACGAGGAAAAGGAAAGCCUGGUAUUAUCCCUCUGGACAGAAUGUUUAAUCCAGGUGCAUAACCAUUUCCACAAGCUGUUGGUCAGCCCACUGGGAAGAUUAAUAUGUCAUUUACAAAGUGGUCUAAAAUGGGACACUGAGUUUAAACAGGCUUAGCUAUUAUUCACCUCAAAUCAGACCUUAUUAUGACUUAAAAUGGAAAAACGAAGAGGUGUAACAGAUGAUUGCAUACGCAGUGUGCCCUAACAGAGAGUCUGAAGAACAAGUGCUGAGAGCUCUGGCUGACUGUCAGGUUCUGUGUGUUGUUUCUACACCAACGGUAGCUCGGACUAACCCAAUCAGAGCAACAUCCCUGAGGAAACCUUGCUGCAUUCAAAAACAAGGCGAAAACACCUACAGAAAGUUUACCUGGAGGCUUUUAAGGACUACAGCAAUUCAUGGCCAAAAGUCAGAGAUGUUUCUUUCUAAGAAACAUGCUAUUUUAUGGUUUGAUGUUCAAAUUUAAAAUUGUUCUCCAAGAUCAUGGAGCAAAUAAAAAUUUUACAGCUGUACUAAUGAACAAAAACCUUACGACUUUGUCCUUAGUUUUUUUCCUGCUUGAUCCACAUAGGAAUUUGGUUUUUGUGUUAAAAGAGCAUGUCUUAAUUUUUUUUCAAGCACAAUUUAAAAUGACUGAAUACUUCUCUUACACAUACGGAUUUCUGGUACUCUGAAGGAGGGAAGAGGUUUGGAACUUAAAAUGGUCUCCAGAAGCACAGUAUGUUGGGUUUCAUCA
Rhinolophus ferrumequinum (greater horseshoe bat) is the source of this 2212-nucleotide messenger RNA. It is a transcript of the gene RIOX2, whose product is annotated as ribosomal oxygenase 2. Lineage: Eukaryota; Metazoa; Chordata; Mammalia; Chiroptera; Rhinolophidae. Gene Ontology annotation, cellular component: nucleolus. Gene Ontology annotation, molecular function: histone H3K4 demethylase activity; histone H3K36 demethylase activity. The transcript has 11 exons. The record is from RefSeq and is a predicted model, not a curated record. The coding region runs from base 103 to 1593 and encodes 496 amino acids.